Messenger RNA from Mesocestoides corti, 237 nucleotides. The record is from the annotation of a GenBank genome assembly. Lineage: Eukaryota; Metazoa; Platyhelminthes; Cestoda; Cyclophyllidea; Mesocestoididae.
AUGAAGUUUGGUGAAUUGCACUAUAGGCGCGGUGUCAUAACCUACAGCAUAUCUCCGUAUGAGGUUAAUGCUUUUAAAGGUUUUUUCACAAAUGGGUUUCCGAACCUUGUAAGGCGCUUCAGGGAGAAAUUUCUUGUGGUUACAACCCCAUUUCUGUGCACCUUCUUGAUUAUACGUUGGGCUAACAAGGAAAAUGCAAAAACAAAGAGGAAGGCUUACAUUGAAGCACAUCACUGA